Molecule: messenger RNA, 330 nt
Organism: Solanum stenotomum
Lineage: Eukaryota; Viridiplantae; Streptophyta; Magnoliopsida; Solanales; Solanaceae
Product: E3 ubiquitin-protein ligase AIP2-like
Exons: 1
Coding region: 1-330 (109 amino acids)
Biological process (GO): protein ubiquitination
Cellular component (GO): cytoplasm
Molecular function (GO): ubiquitin protein ligase activity; zinc ion binding
Source: RefSeq, a predicted model, not a curated record
AUGGAGGAUUUGGGAGAGGAGUUUGAAGAUAAUUAUCGUAGUGAUAUCAUCCAUGCUGUGAUAGACAAAAUAUGUGGCAUUGUUGUUGAUGAGUCUAACCAUGGACGUGAAAAAGUGGAGGUGUUCGUUGGUAUAAUGUUCUUCGUCAAUCGUUUUGUUGAUAAAAAUAAUUUGAGCGAUGAUUGUGUGAUUUGUUUUGAAGAGCUUGGGAAGGAGGGAAAGGUGAUGUGCACACCUUGUUCACAUGUGUUUCAUGAGGAUUGUAUAGCAAAAUGGUUAGAGAAUGGCAAUUCUUGCCCUAUUUGUCGUCAUGAUCUCCCAGAUAUCUAA